Messenger RNA from Darwinula stevensoni, 2423 nucleotides. Lineage: Eukaryota; Metazoa; Arthropoda; Ostracoda; Podocopida; Darwinulidae. The record is from the annotation of a GenBank genome assembly.
AUGUGUUCAUUGAUUCACAGGUGAUGAAAAGGGUGCUGUGGUAUUAGCUGUAUAUAUUAAGUUUAUCACUCUCAGACGUCCAUCUCUGGGCUCUCAGAUAGAUCACAGGCCCAGUCUCAAUCCUCAAGAUGGAACUGGAAAGUGAUGUUGAACGAAUCUAUAGAGCCCUUGACCUCUCUGAAGCAAUAAUCAACCAGAAGGGAAAGUCAGAGUUCACUGAAGAGGAGUUGGAACGGCACCUACGAGCUUGUGAGAAAAAGAUUGGUCCCAUGAGCUCCUCCUUUGUUUUCCCAGAUGAUGGAGAGUGGCUUAAUGUAGCAGAGCCACUGGCAUGGGAGCACCACUUGAAGGGCAAAGUGGUGGUGCUAGAUUUUUUCACCUAUUGUUGCAUCAAUUGCAUGCAUAUCCUUCCACUGUUGUCAAAGUUGGAAGAGACACAUAGCAAGGAAGAUGGAUUAGUGACUAUUGGAGUCCAUAGUGCCAAGUUUGAGAAUGAGAAAAUUCGAGAAAAUGUGGAGUCAGCAGUACAGAGAUAUGAUAUCAGACAUCCAGUCAUCAAUGAUGCCCGUUGUUGGAUGUGGAGCUACCUGGGAAUCAUGUGCUGGCCAAGCCUUGCAAUAUUCAGUCCUGAAAAGGUUCCUCUGUUCUUGUUGAUGGGAGAACCUCAGUGUGAGAAGCUCUUCGAUAUAAUACCCCACAUUCUGUCAUACUAUUCAAAGCUAAAGAAGCUAAGUCCCUCUACCCAUCCAAUUCUCCUGGAAUCUGCUUCUCCAGGAUGGUUGUUGACACACACUGAUCUCCGAUUUCCUGGAAAAAUCUGCUGGGCUCAGAAUCCUCAUGAUGGAUCUCCACUUCUUUGCAUUGCUGAUUCUGGGCAUCAUCGCAUCAUCAUAGCAACAGUCGAUGGGAAAGUGAAGGUUCACAUUGUUGGAAAUGGAAAGAAAGGGUUGCUGGAUGGGAGCUUCAAGUCUGCCAUGUUCAAUAGUCCUCAGGGUCUUGCUUAUGUUCCAUUUUCAUCUUUGUAUGUUGCCGACACUGAGAAUCAUUGUAUUCGUCUGAUUGACCUUCAUUCAGAGGAAGUUAAACAAGUUGCAGGGACAGGAGAGAGAGGGACUGACCUAAGAGGAGGUCUGAAGGAAACUAAGCAAGCUCUUAGUUCCCCUUGGGAUAUCUGUGCUGUUCCACAACUCCAUCUCCUCUUCAUUGCUAUGGCUGGAAGUCACCAGAUUUGGACUUUGAAUCUUGUGGAUGGGAAAUGCCAAAGUUUUGCUGGAUCUGGAAAUGAAGAGAACAGGAACACAAUGUACCCAACAAAGGCAUCCUUUGCACAGCCUUCAGGGAUCUGCUACAGUCAAUUGUACCGGUCCUUAUUCAUAGCUGACAGUGAAAGCUCCAGUAUUCGUUGCAUCAGUUUGGAUAAUGCCUCUGUGAAAGGAGUUGUUGGUGGAUCCCGUGACCCAAAGGACUUGUUCUCGUAUGGGGACAUAGAUAAUGCAGAAGGAAGUCAAGGUGUGAAGCUACAGCAUCCCCUGGGUGUUACUUGCCAUGGUUCAAAAGUCUAUGUGGCUGACACCUACAACCACAAAGUUAAAGUGAUUGACAUGGAGAACAGGUCUUGUGAAACACUGCUGGGCAAUGGCAGUCGAGGGGAUGCAAUUGGGGAGUUUGCAUCAACAAUGCUGAACGAGCCUGGAGGGCUUUGCAUUUCUCCUCAGGGCCAUCAGUUGUUCAUUACUGAUACCAACAAUCAUUCAAUCAAAGUUGCUCAUUUGGGUGCUGACAGUCUUCAAAGGCUGGAACUGACCUUCCCAGUGUCAGAUACCUCAAGAGGUGACACAACAGAUAGAAUUUCUGAUCAGGUGACAUCUCAGGAAACUGUUUGGGUGUCGCCACAUGGAAAAGUUGUCAUCAUCCCUAAGUUGCAACUUCCAGAUGGCAUUCAUUUGAAUCAAGAUACCCCAUCCAAGUGGAUUCUCUCUUGGCAGAACAAAAGUAAGAACAUUCCAAUGUCUGUCAUGGAUGCUCCCUCUCAUUCUGAUGAGGAAGGAAUCUUCAUGGAUGGGGAUGAGAUCCAGAUAGCCAUUCCAUCAGAAGAAGGCUCUUUUCCUAUGAAGCUCUUGUUUGAGAUCUUCCUCUGCUCAGACAUUGAUCGUGCCUGCCUUCUCAAAAGAAUCAACUAUGGCCUUGAAGCACAUGUCAAAGAAGGAGAGACACAGAUUGCAAGUCUUCAUCUGCCAAUUGUUGUGUUUGACCAGUGAUAAACAUAGCAUUUUAUGUCUUCUUCCAUUCGAAUCUAAGCGCUUUCUUCCUCAGUACAAAUUUGUCCAUUCCCUCUUUCUACUUCUUCCAAAGAAGCUGUGUAGUAUUUGGCAAACCACCAGAUAGGCAUAUGAGGUGCAACAUAUGAUUACUGGAACUGGAGU